Messenger RNA from Cynoglossus semilaevis (tongue sole), 2722 nucleotides. It is a transcript of the gene adss2, whose product is annotated as adenylosuccinate synthase 2. The record is from RefSeq and is a predicted model, not a curated record. Bases 124 to 1509 code for a protein of 461 amino acids. Gene Ontology annotation, cellular component: cytoplasm. Gene Ontology annotation, molecular function: GTP binding; adenylosuccinate synthase activity. The transcript is spliced from 13 exons. NCBI's taxonomy places the organism in Eukaryota, Metazoa, Chordata, Actinopteri, Pleuronectiformes, Cynoglossidae. Gene Ontology annotation, biological process: IMP metabolic process; 'de novo' AMP biosynthetic process.
CCGUCUAAUGGCAAGCGAACUUCAACGGCUCUUCACGCCUCCUGACAGUCGUCCGUGCGGCAGCAGCGCAGUGUAGAGUGUAGGGCGCACGAGUGAAGUGAUCCAGGCAGGGAGCCAGCAGAAAUGUCGGAGAGUGGGAGUCAGGAAGUCGCCUUUAGGGCCGCGAACGGCAGCGGCAGCGGCAGCCCGACCAGACGGCCCCAGCGGCCGUCCAUCGGUAACAAAGUGACCGUGGUGCUCGGAGCCCAGUGGGGAGACGAGGGAAAAGGGAAAGUUGUGGAUCUCUUGGCACAAGACGCAGACAUGGUUUGCAGAUGUCAGGGUGGAAACAACGCAGGACACACGGUGGUGGUCGACUCGGUGGAGUACGAUUUUCACCUCCUGCCCAGCGGCAUAAUCAACCCCAAGUUCACCGCCUUCAUUGGUAACGGCGUGGUGAUCCAUCUGCCAGGACUGUUUGAUGAGGCACAGAGGAACGAACGCAAAGGGAAAAGUCUUACAGGCUGGGAGCAGAGGCUGAUCAUCUCAGACAGAGCCCACAUCGUUUUUGACUUCCACCAAGCGGUUGAUGGCAUUCAGGAACAGCAGAGACAAGAGCAAGCAGGCAAGAAUCUGGGUACAACAAAGAAGGGGAUUGGUCCAGUGUACUCAGCCAAAGCAGCCCGUAACGGCCUCAGGAUAUGUGACCUUCUGGCCGACUUCACCCACUUCUCUGAAAGGUAUACCAUGUUGGCCAAACAGUACAAGUCCAUGUACCCGACUCUGACCAUCGACACUGAGGGAGAGCUGGUCAAAUUAAAGGACUAUGUGGAGAGAAUCAAACCCAUGGUCCGAGACGGAGUUCACUUCAUGUACGAGGCUCUCCACGGUCCUCCGAAGAAGAUCCUGGUGGAAGGAGCCAACGCCGCCCUGCUGGACAUAGACUUUGGAACGUAUCCAUUUGUGACGUCAUCGAACUGCACGGUGGGAGGAGUGUGUACAGGACUGGGUAUGCCCCCCCACAACGUGGGGGAGGUGUACGGGGUGGUGAAAGCCUACACCACCAGAGUGGGCAUCGGAGCGUUUCCCUCAGAGCUGAAUAAUGAGAUCGGAGAACUGCUCCAGAGUCGGGGUAAGGAAUUUGGUGUGACCACGGGCAGGAAGAGACGAUGUGGUUGGUUGGACCUGGUGCUCAUUAAAUAUGCUCAUAUGAUCAAUGGCUUCACUGCCCUGGCUCUCACCAAGCUGGACAUCCUGGACGUUCUCUCAGAGAUUAAAGUGGGCUUGGCCUACAAAGUGGACGACCAGAUCAUACCCCAUUUCCCAGCCAAUCAGGAGGUGUUGCACCGCGUCGAGGUCCAGUACGAGACGCUGCCCGGCUGGAAGAGCGACACGUCGGCUGCUAGGAGUUUUGAGGAUCUUCCGGAGAACGCACAGAAAUACGUUCGCUUUGUGGAGGAGCAUGUGGGAGUUCCUGUCAAAUGGAUCGGCGUGGGGAAGUCUCGUGAGUCCAUGAUCCAGAUCUUCUAAAGGUGGGGGGAGGUGGAGAACCGGGAAGGGGGCAGUGGUGGGCAGCAGCAGGAACAUCUGCCCCCUCUCCAUCAGUGGACCUACUGCCCUGUUUGACAAAGACACCAUCAUCACAUUUGCUCUUUAAACCCGUCUCAUCUUUUGGACUGGACCUGACCCCUCACUCGCCCCCGCCCCACUCAUUAAGAAUUAAGAACUCCUUUGUUUUUUCCGACAGUGUUGACAGCAGCAGAGUGCAGUCCGGGGAAACAGGGGUAACAUGGGUAACAGCUUCUCAGACUGUCCAGUAUACAGGUGUAGUUAUUAUGGGAUGUUGCAGUUUAAAGACUAAUUACUUGAGAUGAUUGUAAUUAAUUAAUGCAGAUAAACUGUGAAUAAUAUCAGUCCAACGAUGGCACAUAGUAAUUUUGUUGCCCGAACACACACUAGUGAACAGGUGACGUUGCACAUGAAAUUUAAGAUAGUGAAAAUAGUGCACAUGUUUCUUUUCCACGAGGGGGCGCUAGUUGUACGGCAUGUUUGGGAGUUGGAGUCUCCUGCUGAAUUAGGUGUCCAGGUCAGUGAUGGUAGGGGGAGGGGUGUGGGGGUCAGGUUGUCCCUCAGUCACAUGACAUACUCAGGUCUGAGAGAGGACACUUCACACAUGCACACACACACUCUGCUCACACUGAUGUUUCAAAUCUCUACUGUAUUUCUCUGCUCUGUGCCAAUCAGGUGUGAAUUGGUGUGAAUGGGUUUUAUCUUUUUUUUUUCUUUAUUCAAUGUGUGUUCAAACACACCAGGUCUCCACAAAGGGAACUUCCGUGUUUUUAAUGUGUUUGUUCAAAGUUUUAUUUUGUCUUCGUCAUAAAGUCGUUGCCUUGUUGAAACGAGUUAGCCUUUAAAGAAGUAGCUGAAGACUGAUGCUGGUGAUGAUGAUGAUGAUGAUGGUGAUGAUAUAAUGAGAAGCUCAUCUUUAUCUUUGCCAUUUUUACAAACUGGUGUCCCGUUUUCUCUGUCACUUUUUUUUUAAACUCUGUCAUUCUGAUGAUUGUCUUAAGAUAUAAAUAUAUCGUAAAUACGUCAGUGUUGUGUUUGUGUUAAAGAAGGUCGUGAAAAAACACACAGAAACAACAGUGUAAAUAUAUUGACAUAUAUUGACAGUGUCAAAACACGUUUUUUUUAAUUCAGGGAUAUUUAGACAUAAACAUUAAAGCAGUUCUUUGAUGUUGGA